AAAUGUAAACCUCUUUGAGGGUGCGAUAACUCGUGUGUGUUGCAAAGUCCGCCCUAUAGUUAAUGGGUUAUAAAAUGAAGUGACACUUGUAGUGCAGUGACACUUGUAUCUUACUGUUCUGAGGAUACUACAUGGCUAGAUCUAAGAUCCCAACUGUGCCCCUGGCUAGUGGGCAGCACAUUCCUCUUCUAGGUCUGGGAAUGUCUCAUGUUGGAGGAUAUUGCCACAAUGCACUACUCUAUGCUUUGACAACAUGUGGCAUCCGCCAUAUUGACACAGCCAAGAGAUACGGAAAUGAAGUUAUGGUGGGGAAAGCAAUAUGUGAAAGUGGAGUGAAGAGAGAAGAGCUGUGGCUCACCACCAAACUUUGGCCUGGAGACUAUGGGUAUGAGAAUGCCAUACAAGCAUGUCUGGAUUCAUGCAAGAGACUAGGAGUAGACUAUCUAGACUUGUACCUCAUGCAUUGGCCUGAUGCCCAAAUACCAGGUAAGAGUGCCAGGGAGGCACGUGCGGAGACUUGGCAAGCAUUGGAGGAGCUGAAUGAAAGAGGAAUCUGUCGCUCUAUUGGUGUUAGUAACUUUUUAAUCCAUCACUUGGAUCAAUUGAAGGAAGACUGCAAUAUGGUACCUCAUCUUAACCAGGUGGAGUAUCAUCCCUUUCAGAGACCACAGGAACUUGUGGAUUAUUGUAGAAGGAAUAAUAUUGUGUUUGAGGGAUACUGUCCUCUGGCCAAAGGACAAGCCCUGAAUCACCCUGUAAUUCAAAAAAUUGCAAAAAAUUAUGGAAAAACCCCAGCUCAAGUCUGUAUCCGCUGGAGUAUCCAGAAUGGUAUUGUAACCAUCCCAAAGUCAACCAAAGAGGAGAGAAUCCAGGAGAACUGUGAGGUGUUUGGUUUUGUGUUAGCAGAUGAGGACGUUUUGGCUCUAAAUGCCUUGCAUGAUGGCCGUCAUAUUUCCUGGGAUCCCUCCAAUAUUCUGUAGCUGUCACAGGUUUUUAACUUCCAGUUGGAACAGGAGCACAUGGAUUGUAUAACUUCCCUGAACAGUAACCGCAAACUCAUCCAUUUGACCUACCCACUGUGGAGAGGCUGAAUCCAGACAUGCUGAGCCCUGCAGUCGCUGCACAUUUCAACCAUUGGCUGCCUGUUUGGUCAGCAAAGCACUGGCAAACAAUGCAUUUUGGUCCCACAAAAGGAUGAACAGUGUACCAAGUGCCUUAUGAAUAAAAGCUGUGUAUGGAGUGUUGGUGGAAUAGCAAUUAUCCUAUGGUAUCAAAGCCUUUUAGGUAGUGAUAAACCUAAACUGCAUUGCUAUAUACUUGAACUAAAAAUGUGCUGAUUAAAACUACUUUCUUAAAUUUACUGGAAUGGCUGAAUUCUGAAAUAAGUAUUUUACUGAAAGCAAUUUUAUACUUAGUAUUUUUAAAAAGUCUAUGCUCAUUGGCAUUAGUGGUACCAUUCUCACAGUUUCUUAAAUGUUCCAUUUUAUCAUGAUAUUACACUUAUUGUCACACAAUGAAAUAACAAUGUAACAUGAAAUAAAUGGGAAUGUGUCCUUCACUGA
Molecule: messenger RNA, 1562 nt
Organism: Xenopus tropicalis (tropical clawed frog)
Lineage: Eukaryota; Metazoa; Chordata; Amphibia; Anura; Pipidae
Molecular function (GO): oxidoreductase activity
Source: RefSeq, marked predicted